Penicillium brevicompactum is the source of this 393-nucleotide messenger RNA. RefSeq lists its product as uncharacterized. NCBI's taxonomy places the organism in Eukaryota, Fungi, Ascomycota, Eurotiomycetes, Eurotiales, Aspergillaceae. The transcript has a single exon. The record is from RefSeq and is a predicted model, not a curated record. The coding region runs from base 1 to 393 and encodes 130 amino acids.
AUGCAAUUGAUCAACGCCUCCGCACUCGCCUGUGCUCUCCUCUCCGUCGCCGGACUUGCCUCUCCCGCUCCCCCGGCUACAUGGAAAACCGCAGCCACCGUCCAGCUUGCCAAUGACCACUCUGGCGCCAAUGCCAACGUUGCCGUUCCCCUCGACGGCGUCAAGCGCCCCAUCCAGGAACUUUGGGGCCACACCGCGGUUGCUCAGCAUGGACUUGUCUUUGCCUCGAGCGCCCAGCUCACUGCAUUUGAUCAGACCACUGUUUGCAAGAUCACCGAAGAGUCUGGUGUUAUCGCAACCCUGACCGCCGAAAAGACCUGGGUCUCGGUCGGUGGACAUGUGGAAGACCUCUGCUCCGCUUACAUCGAGUGUGAAUGUGCGCGCAAGCUUUAA